AUGUACAAUUUUACAAAAAUAGAUAUUGACUUAAAAGAAGCAAUUGAUUUACCUAAAAUUAGUGUUGAUCCAAUUGAAUGUUUACGUGAAAAUAUUUAUGAAAACUUCAAACAAAUGUUCAAAGAAGCUGAGAAAAUGGCUGAAAUAGUAGGUAUCACUAUUUCAAUUAAGCGUUUGAGUCAGCGAAGCAAACAUACAGCUAAAGAAGAAGAAGGUUUUUUUGAAAUUUUAAUAAAUGGACAUUUACAUAACAGUAAACCGAAAUUCCGUGAAUUUUUCCGUAUAAAUUAUGACCAGUUUAUGUUCAUUCUAUCAUUGGUAAGGGAUGAUAUAACAUUACCUCCAUCUAGACGAGUUAAAAAACCAAUUCAACCUGACGAAAAAUUAGCAGUUACUUUAUGGUAUCUUGCAACAGGGGAAUCGUUUAGGUCACUGUCGUUUGCAUUUAGGAUUUCACAUAGUUAUAUCAGUCUAAUUGUCAAAAAAACACUGUCAGCUUUAAAAAAACAUUUAACACCUAUAUUUCUUCCUGAUAUAUCAACCGUAGAUUUUAAUGUCAAAGCUUCAGAAUUUUGGACAAAAUGGAAUUUUCCAAACUGUAUUUUGGCAAUUGACGGAAAACAUAUUAGAAUAAGAAGUCCUAACAACACUGGAUCACUUUUUUUUAAUUAUAAAGAUUAUUUUUCAAUUGUACUGCUCGCUAUGGUUGACGCCAACUACAAAUUUAUUGCUGUAGACAUUGGUUCGUUUGGUAGAGAAGGUGACAGCGGAAUAUUUUUAAAGUCGAACAUGGGUAAAAAAAUAUUAGGUGGGUCAUUUGGUUUUCCAGAAGCAAAAAAAUUACCAGGGUCAUCAACAAUUUUACCUCAUGUUAUUGUGGGGGAUGAAGCCUUUAGGCUUCACACUCAUAUAAUGAAACCAUAUACAAGACAAGCCUCAAAAGAUGAUAAGACAAAGUCUAUAUUUAAUUAUAGAUUAAGUUGUGCCAGACGAGUGACGGAAAAUGCGUUUGGUUUAUUGAGCCAGGUUUUUCGCGUCUUUUAUCAGCCUAUAAACAUUGAACCAUCGACAUGUGAUGACCUAAUCACAGUAGCUUGCUGUUUGCAUAACAUGCUAAGAGAUGCAUAUUUAGAAGAAAAUGGACGAGCAUUUAGAGAAUUUGAUUCAAGAGAACCGGUACCAAUUAACAAUAUAAUUCCAAUUACAAGAGAACGCUGA
Metopolophium dirhodum (rose-grain aphid) is the source of this 1218-nucleotide messenger RNA. RefSeq lists its product as uncharacterized. The record is from RefSeq and is a predicted model, not a curated record. The coding region runs from base 1 to 1218 and encodes 405 amino acids. Lineage: Eukaryota; Metazoa; Arthropoda; Insecta; Hemiptera; Aphididae. The transcript has 4 exons.